UCGUAUCAGGAGUUGCGAUGUUCAUUGUCGGUAAAGUGUAUCAAAGAGACGUAUUAAAUUAUCACUAGUGUGCAUCAUAGCGCUUGCUCUUCGUUGCUGCAUCCGAAUCAGAGCAACAAGAAAAAUGCUGCGAACGGAAUCGACGAGCAUCCUAUUUUGUGCCGUUUUAGUUCUAAAUAUCACACUAACAACAUGCCAAGCCACAACUGCCGUUCCUCCCAUAUGCGAGAAUGAGUUGAUAGACGAAAUGCCUCACCGAAUACGGAAAGUCUGUGCCGCCCUGGAAAAUUCAAAUCAGUUUGCUGAGGCACUGAAUGCCUACAUACGAAAGGAAGCCGCGGCUCUCCUUUAUCAAGGUGAGGAUUUACUGGCACCGAGCAGCAAUGGAAAGCGAACAGACGUGGACCACGUGUUUUUACGUUUCGGACGGAGACGCUAAUUUCGAAUUUCAUUUAUUAAUCAUUACGAUUGGUUGAGUGAAUGGUACGGUUCAGUUCAUCUUGAUUACAUAUGAUCGAUUUUUUUGUUUUUAAGUUGUUCACAAUAAUUGGCUGGUGAUGCGUCACUCAAUGCAAUAAUUUUUUAAAUUUGUAAUGCACCACAAUAUAAUAAAUCAAAUUGUGAAUAUUUGGAAAAACAAAUCAUAAAUAAUUAUAGCCGGCCCCCAAUGUGAUUUCGGUUUUAGGAUAUAAAAUUAUUGUAAAUAUGUGAUUCCAUUCCCAAAAGAUGCUAUGAAAGCUACACUUGAAUAAAUAAAUAUAAUAAUAAAUUAAUACUGCAAACG
This is a messenger RNA of Aedes albopictus (Asian tiger mosquito), 784 nucleotides long. It is a transcript of the gene Ms, whose product is annotated as dromyosuppressin. The transcript has 3 exons. The record is from RefSeq and is a predicted model, not a curated record. The coding region runs from base 125 to 439 and encodes 104 amino acids. Lineage: Eukaryota; Metazoa; Arthropoda; Insecta; Diptera; Culicidae.